This is a messenger RNA of Acanthamoeba castellanii str. Neff, 1618 nucleotides long. Its product is annotated as RasGEF domain containing protein. The record is from RefSeq and is a predicted model, not a curated record. Gene Ontology annotation, biological process: positive regulation of GTPase activity; Ras protein signal transduction. Gene Ontology annotation, cellular component: plasma membrane. Lineage: Eukaryota; Discosea; Longamoebia; Acanthamoebidae. Gene Ontology annotation, molecular function: guanyl-nucleotide exchange factor activity. The transcript has 9 exons. The annotation marks the transcript as partial.
AUGGAGAGGCGCAGCGGGGUAGCCCUCGCUCGUCUGCCGGCGUGGGAGGACUGCGCCAUAUCCCUGCCUGAGGUGGCCCUACAUCACCACCGACGUGAGCCGCCUCAGGUGCCGCUCAGGGAGCUCUACGCGAACGGCCACAGCGGCGCAAGAUGGGCCGAGGCAGUGGGCAGCGCGAGCGUGGGGUCGAUGGUGGUGAGCCUCAAGGAGGUGAUGGACGCCGGGGAGUGGCAUUCCUCGCCUACCCCCUCAACGGUCUUCUCGUCGUCUUCCUCUCGCUCCUCUACGUGCAACUCGGAGUCAGACCUGUCCGAGACCGGCAGCGUCGACGACGAACCCACCAAAAGGAAGAAGGCCGCCUCCGCCAAGAAGGGCAGCAGCAAGCGAGAAAAGAGCAACAACAAGCUUCACAAGGCCAAGGGCGCCAUCUACGGCAAGGAAGACGGCAAGAGAAUCCUCCACGCCGCCACCUUUGAGCGCAUCGUGCAGUGGAUCAUCAAUAAGGAAGGCAGCGAAGAACAGAGCACAACGGCAACGAGCCCACGUGGCUCGGCGCCGGAAGUAGAGGUGAGCGCGGUGGGUCGUGCCUUCAUCGGAGCCUACCGUCAGCACGCCUCCCCCGAACGUCUUCUCUCCCUCGUUGCCGAGUUCUACCGCAACCCGCCCAAGCGAGGCAAGCGCACGACGCCGCAAGAGAAGCAGAGAAAUUGCGUGUACUUCUUGGGGGCGUGGAUGGAGGAGGCCUUCACGAGGGACUUCUACCGAUGCGUGCAUAAGGCCCAACAGCCUCCCGCCAACAGCCGAUGCCUCAAGCAGCUGCUGGGCCUGCUGACCCACGUGGCCGAGAGCUACCCUGUGGAAGUCAACCGCGUCAAGCUCACCAUGCUGCGAAAAGCGAAUGAAGCACCACGACCACCAAGCCCGCUCCCGGAGUAUACAAAGAAGGAGGGAACAAGCGCAGGCCGACCGGAUGUCCUGACGUGGGACCUCACCGAGCUUGCCGAACAGAUGACCCUCAUGGAGUCGUCCAUGUUCACCGCCAUCCAGCCCCGGGAAUUUCACAAGCUGGCGUGGCGGAAGAAUGACACCCGCAAGAAGACCUCUCCACAUAUUGUGGCCGUGGUCGAACGGUUCAACACGGUGUCGUACUGGGUGGCAUCCAGCAUCGUGAUGUGCAACGACAUCAAGAAGCGAGUCACCAUGGUGAAGCGGUUCGUCAAGCUGGCCGAGGGCGUCAAUGAGACCACGAAGCAGUCCCUGGAGGCCCUGGAUGUACUGAUGGAAAACAAGGCCAACUACAAACAGUAUCGCGACCUGCUGCUGAAGGAAGAGUUCACUACAGCGCCCGUCGUCCCUUACCUCGGUCUCUACCUCAGGGAUCUGACGUUCAUCGACGAGGGGAACGCCGACCGCGCAGACGAGCUCAUCAACUUCGAAAAGCUGGUGAUGCAGGGUGACAUCAUCCUGCAGAUCACCAAGUGGCAACAAAACGGGCGCUACGACUUCAAGCCCGACCCCGAGCGUCAGCUCUCCCUCACCAAGCUUCUCGUCCUGCCCGAAGACAUCCUGUACAAAAAGUCCGAGGCCAUCGAGCCCUCCUCGCUGCCGCACACCCAAC